Molecule: messenger RNA, 349 nt
Organism: Dentiscutata erythropus
Lineage: Eukaryota; Fungi; Glomeromycota; Glomeromycetes; Diversisporales; Gigasporaceae
Source: the annotation of a GenBank genome assembly
AAAUGUGCAACUGGAAAUAAAUUAUAAUAAAACCCUUCAAAAUGAAACGGAUCGAAUGCAAUUAUUUUAUCAAAAUCUUAUCAAAAUGCAUUUCAAAGAGCCUAAAUUGCAAACGAAGCAAAAGAACGGUGCAAACAAGGCCUCGCAAAAAGCUUUGCAAGUUUUAAUUAAAAAGAUCAAGGAAGGCAAAGAUUAUGAAACCAAAAUUAUUUGUUUAGAAGAAAAACUUAAUGAAACAAAAGAACAAAUAGAACAAUUAAAUCGUGCUAUCUCUAGAAAAGACUUUAACAUUAAAUAUCUUAUUAGCAAAAUUAACGUUAAUAAACAAAAAAAAACUGAUAAAAUUUAA